Bipolaris sorokiniana ND90Pr is the source of this 725-nucleotide messenger RNA. RefSeq lists its product as uncharacterized. NCBI's taxonomy places the organism in Eukaryota, Fungi, Ascomycota, Dothideomycetes, Pleosporales, Pleosporaceae. Bases 25 to 657 code for a protein of 210 amino acids. Gene Ontology annotation, cellular component: cytoplasm; nucleus. Gene Ontology annotation, molecular function: protein binding. The transcript has a single exon. The record is from RefSeq and is a predicted model, not a curated record.
CACAGCCAUCCUACAUAUUUCGAGAUGCCGCUUCUUCACCUGGCGAAUGAAUUACUCUGCUCCAUAUCGGAAAACCUGCAAUUAGAGAGAGACAUCAACGCAUUUGCACAAACCAACCGUCGCCUUUAUCAUUUGCUAAACAGUUAUCUCUACCGUUACAACAUACGACAUUCAGAAAGCUCGGCGUUAUGGUGGGCUGCCCGACAUGGCCAAGAGGCAACGGCUCAAAAGUUGCUCGAAGAGAGAGCCGAUGACCAAGGCGCAAGUGACUGGUAUUGGCUUCUGUGCGUGGCAGCAGAGCAGGGGCAUAAAGGGAUGGUAAAACUGCUUCUCGACAAGGAUGCCGCCGGUGACGGUCAGGGUGGAGGGUAUGGCGAUGCACUCCAGGCGGCUUCAUAUAAAGGCCACGAACAGAUUGUAACACUACUAAUCGAUAGGGGCGCUAAUGUUAACGCGCAGUGUGGACAGUAUGGCAACGCACUCCAGGCGGCUUCAUAUAAAGGCAACUUGCAGAUUGUGAAGCUACUGCUAGACAAAGACGCAGAUGUUAACGCGCAGGGUGGUCAGUUUGGUAACGCACUCCAGGUAGCUUCAUAUGGAGGCCAUGAGUCGAUCGUGAAGCUACUGCUCGAGAGGGGCGCACAGCAGCAGCUAUAGGUUAUUGCAAUAGGAACACGUUGAUGAACAUGUCCAAGAUAUUAAUGUAAUUUAGCACUAGUUGCUCG